AUGGGACCCAAGAAGAAGAAGGGAGAUAAAAAGGGGAAAGCAGGGGAAGCCGCAGAAGAUGGAGCACCGCUAUCGGACGCCGACAAGGCCAACAUGUUCCAGGCGGCCUUACAGUCGUUGCAGAUACAACUCGGGACCCUCGACAUCACGCGGGACAUGACACGCCAGUAUAAGGGAAUGCAGGAGGAGCUUCUGAACCGCAUCAACCAGCUAGAAGGCACCAUACAGGCCCUACAGGACGAGUUAGAGCGAUCAAGGCUCGAGCUUGAGCAAGCCGUGAAGGAGAAGGACUCUAUCAUAGCCGCCAAGGAUAAGGAAAUCUCCCAGAUGAGGGUGAAAAUGGAAGAUAUGGCACAAGAGUUCGGCGACAUGCUCAAGGAAACCCUUGACCGGAUGCGCGAGAGAAUCGAGGUUAACAGCACUGGAUUCGAUGCGGAUGAUAGCAUCCCGCUUCAGCGCCGAUUGGAAGAAGUCUCCCUAGCCACCCUUUCCGAAGCACCGCACAAAUGA
Messenger RNA from Ectocarpus siliculosus, 510 nucleotides. Lineage: Eukaryota; Phaeophyceae; Ectocarpales; Ectocarpaceae. The record is from the annotation of a GenBank genome assembly.